Messenger RNA from Drosophila nasuta, 380 nucleotides. RefSeq names its product leucine-rich repeat and fibronectin type III domain-containing protein 1-like protein. The coding region runs from base 52 to 312 and encodes 86 amino acids. The transcript is spliced from 2 exons. Gene Ontology annotation, molecular function: protein binding. The record is from RefSeq and is a predicted model, not a curated record. Gene Ontology annotation, cellular component: plasma membrane. NCBI's taxonomy places the organism in Eukaryota, Metazoa, Arthropoda, Insecta, Diptera, Drosophilidae.
AACAUUAAUGUGCUCUUCGAAAACCAAUUCGAAUUGUUGGCUGGACUUCAGAUGCUGAAUUUAUCUGGCAAUAAUAUUGCCGUUUUGAAGAGUGCUCACUUUGCAGGUCUUACUUCGUUACGCCAUUUGCAUUUGCAGUCAAACGAUAAAAUGGAGCUAAAAGGACACACCUUUGCAACACUCAAGCAACUGGAGACGCUCGACUUGUCCCACAUUGGUCUCGAUAUUCUGGAUCCGCAUCUCUUCGGCUACAAUCAGGAGGGCACAGAAAAGCCUUUGCUAAGUUAUCCUCUUUGGAAGAGCUCUAUCUGAGCAACAAUGCAUUGCGUGUGCUUCCUGAGGGCCUGUUUGUUCCUAUACAAAAUCUGAAGAAGCUGGAC